UUAAUAAAAUGGAAUACAAGUGAUUGGAUAGUGUAGUGACAGUGAGAAAAAAAGAAGAGAAGAAAAGAGAAGGGUUAGGCUUGAAAGAGGAGAGCAUGGCAGAUAUUCUAAACCUAGGAGCCCCCCAAAGCUUAGGUACGAGGAAACACUCAUGCCGUUCUCAUUCCCAUUUCACAAAGCAUGAUUCCAUCAGCCAAAGCUGGUCUUCUUUGCAGCACAACCUCAAGUGCAGAGGCAGAUUCCUGUGCCUUUUCUCCGAUAACAGAAAACAGGAACAGGCUAGAAAAGCAUUAGAAGGUGCAUUAAGUGGUAAGAAAAAUGAAUUUGACAAGUGGGAUAAGGAAAUUAAAAGAAGAGAAGAGCUGGGAGGUGGGGGUGAUUCCGGUGGAGGUGGUUGGUUUGGGUGGGGUGGACGGUUUGGCUGGUCUAAUGAUGAUAAUUUUUGGCAAGAAGCGAAACAAGCUGGUCUUACUAUACUUGCUCUCGUUCUAGUGUAUCUCCUAGUUGCAAAAGGUGAUUUGUUCCUUGCUAUCAUUCUCAAUCCAUUGCUAUAUACACUUCGGGGAGUGAGAAAUGGGUUUAGUUUCGUAACAUCUAAAGUCUUGAAAAAUACUUCUACCAGCAAUCAGGCUGAUUUUGAUGGACUUUCAAAGAAGAAAUCUUAUCAGCAAACUUCUGCAAAGGAGAAUGUUGUAAGAAAAUGGGGCAGUGACUAUUGAGUCAUUCAUCCCUUAAAGGUUUGGCAUUAACGCCUUGAUACAGUAUGUUAUUUCACACCCUCUUAAUACGUUCAACAUCACGUUUGCUCCAUGCAAAUAUUAGUGCAGCGAUUUUUGUUGUAACACAGAUUGUUUAUUUCCUUCGCACCUAAACAACGGUUAAAUUUUGUUUAACGCUUUCAUGAUCCUGAGAAGUUAGUUAGAAUUGAAAGUGUACUUUUAAAUUUUA
Vigna umbellata (rice bean) is the source of this 948-nucleotide messenger RNA. RefSeq names its product sulfate adenylyltransferase subunit. Lineage: Eukaryota; Viridiplantae; Streptophyta; Magnoliopsida; Fabales; Fabaceae. The record is from RefSeq and is a predicted model, not a curated record.